Messenger RNA from Haliotis rubra (blacklip abalone), 10178 nucleotides. RefSeq names its product SLAIN motif-containing protein 2-like. Gene Ontology annotation, cellular component: microtubule plus-end. The transcript is spliced from 8 exons. NCBI's taxonomy places the organism in Eukaryota, Metazoa, Mollusca, Gastropoda, Lepetellida, Haliotidae. The record is from RefSeq and is a predicted model, not a curated record. Gene Ontology annotation, biological process: microtubule nucleation; positive regulation of microtubule polymerization; cytoplasmic microtubule organization. Bases 109 to 1353 code for a protein of 414 amino acids.
UAUUACAGCGCAUGCGUUAUAAGGUGUAAAUAUGGCGUCAAGUGCGAUGAGAUAUGUCGUGAAGUAAUUUUUGUAUAUUGUGAUUAUAAGUAGCGAGUAAGAGUAACGAUGGACUCUACGGAUACUAUGAUCGAUCCCCAAGCGGAAGUGAAAAAGCUUCAGGACCUUGUAAAGAAGCUUGAACUUCAAAACGAGGUGUUGAGGAACAAGCAAAAACUACCGCUAGACAAUUCUCUGCAAAAUGGAGAUGUUCCCACUGAUAAAGUUUCUAUCCACAACAAUAAUAUAUCUAAUAAUGACUUGGAGCGUACACAACGGAAGUGUAGAUCGUCGUCAGGAGAAUCCGAAGACGACAUAAUAGACGUGGACAUUCUGUCUCUCAGGGAGGAAGAAGAUACAUGGCUGUAUUCUUCACCAAAGCCUCCAACUCCACAACAGACCCGAGUCAGCCCGUACAAGUGGGUGCGACAGGAGUUUGAUCAUCCAAGUCCUGAACUGGAAACAGCAAAGAGAUCCCUUCUCUUUAAGCUAAAUGAAGUCGCUAAAACCGGCAGUCGUGUUGACACUGGCACCUUCACUCGACCAAAGAAAUCUCGAGACAAAAUACAGCCUGGCAGCUUUGAAAAGGAGAAUGAUCCCCGGGAUGACUCUCAGAGAAACGCCAAUGUUGCUGACAUAGAGACUCUUGCCAAAAUGCAGGAAGAAAGUUUACGACAAAGUAUAAAUGCUUCCCCAAGGAAAGGUCUGCGAGCCCGACAGUUGCCAGGACAGUUUGGUACCAGUGAUACAGACAACAGUGGUUCUCCUGGCGGUUCUAAUAGAUCUAGUCCUGGGCGCUUUGAUAGCGAUGGCAUGUAUCAUCAGCGCCACAGAAACAGCCUUGGUUCCGAUGCCAGUAGUCCCCCAGAUAGUCCACAUGCUAGUCAGUACAUCAACCCUGGAGGGAAUCCUUUUAGUACAGAAUCUCCAAGUGGUCGUCGAAGUGUGCCCAAUGUGUCCCGCCUGCAGUACCCCCAGCCUGGCCUUCACUCGAGUGACUCGAGUCUAGACCAUCAGUCAGUAGGGAGUGAUGAAAACAACCUUGCCCCAGAGGCACGUAAUAUGUCCCGUCUACAGCAACCUGCACUCCGGUCAGCUUCACCAGCCAUUGGGGGGCUAAAACAACCUGCCCAGAUCCCCCGCCGGGCUACGUCCCCCUCCAGAAGUGGUCUUCCUACUCCCACCCGCAGGACAAUCCCGCGCCCUGCUACAGGCAGGACUUCCCUUCCCACUCCUAGAAGAUCCAAUGCCUCUUCACCGCGCCCUCCCUCAUCUCAGGACUCAGAUGAAAGUUGGCGUGAGGGUUGUUUCUAGACUGUCUGCUGUCUACCUUGAUAUAUUCUAACCCGACAAGACAAUGGUGUUUCAAUAUGUAUAUCUGACCUGUUUCAGGGGAAGGUAAACUGCCAGCCGACGUAGGGCAUAUGUAAGUUUGUCUUGAUAAGUGCUCGUCACCUCGUGUGGGAGUGCUAGAGUUCCCCUGUUUGACUCUAUAUAUUCACCUGUCAGGGCCUAGUCUAUAUAUGCAUUGGUAGUCGACGCAACGUUAUGCGUGACAUCAUCUUCAUGCAUGUGCAACACUUGCUAAUCUAUCACUCAUUCAUCUUGUUGAUUUAGAGAAUUAGAGUUGUGAUGAAUCACUGAAUGCAAUAAAACUUGCUAACUACACAAUUAUAAUCUUCAUUGACAUCUAUCAUUUAACUGUCUGUGGUAGUGUUGUCAAAACAAUGUCAAUCAUGUAUCGUCUUAACAAUCAGAAAACAGUAUUAUAUUACCAUGGUCAUUGUGGAUUGUAUGAAUCGCUAUCUACCUGAAGAAUUGUUGCUGUUUUGGCAUGGUUACCGUGGUUACUUAAGUAAUAGCAAGGUGGCACAUUGUCGUUUUGAGAUUAACAUCAGAAUUUCUUUUGUGUCUUUAUUACAAAGGAUUUUUACUGUACAACAAGGAUAAUUUCAGGUAAUAUCACAUUUUAUUACAAUCAUUUUCUAAAAAUUGUAGUAGGUUUUGAAAAUGAUAUUAAUUCAAAAGGUUACUGAAAUUGUUUUUUGGAAGAAGUCAUGAUCACAAUCCUUGCUGUGCAUUAAAGUUUGUGUAUUCAGUUUGCAAGAGAUUAGAGAAUUCUAUAUUUCAAUGAAAUAUGUAAUUAAAAGCAAGCUUAUUUUGCUUUGACUUCUGGAAAUUGUCCUCUACAUCUCUUGACAAUUAUCUCUUGCAAACAAUUGAUGUCCUUGAUUAGGGAUGUCAUGAUGCACCAGACUAACGAUUAACCUGUUUUUUUGGACACACUGCACAAUUUCAUUUUUCGUUUCGAUACAAAUGAUAUGUCAUAUCUCUUGACAGAAAGUGAAAGGUGUGAAAAGUUUGAUCGAAAUUUCCAAUAUGUUCUCAAAGGCAAAAGUAGUUAUGAUUACGUUACUUAUGACUGAUUUAGACUUAUCAGUGGUCUGUGAUACACAUACUUCUAGUAAUCUUUUAAUCAAAAAAGAAAGUCACACCUAUAAUUUUUCACUUGCGUUCAGUCAUGGAUUCUCCUGCAUUUAAAUUCGACAUUAUUACACUUUAGAUCUUCAAUGAUAAAGAGAAAUUUUUUUUAAUGUGUUCCUAAGAACAAAUAUGAACAGUAUCACAGUUCCUUUUGUUUUUGUGUAUAUUUCGAUCAAAUUGAAAAUAGUUUUAUUAUUAUGUAUUUUCCCUCUGAUAUUCUUCUAAAUUAUUCUGUCCUGGUAGAAUAUGCUAGAAUAAGAUACAUACAGUGCAUGAUGUGUAGCAUAUCUUGAGAGACCAGUAUUGUGACAUCCCUAUUCUAAAUAUGUAACUUUGUCAAAUCAGACUGGCACGGUGAUGAAGUUUGACAACAUUUUCUGCAUGAGUUCUCAAAAGAGUUAACUGAGAGUUAUCUCCCUUAGUAGAUGCUUGAAAUCUUCCACAAUGUAUACAGGUAUAUACUGUCUCUGUACGCAUGUAUUGUUUCUUCAAAUUGAGACUGAAAGGAACAUGAAAUCUUAAACUCAUAUAUGAAAUCCAAACUUGCAUCGUGAUAGAGUGAUUCUCAUGUCAUUCAUAAACUGAAUUAAUGCUGUCUUCACUAUCCAACUUUUCAUUGAACGCUGCUAUGCAACUAAAAUACAGCUUUUGUUCUAAACAGGCUACCAGUGGCAUUCAUUGAUAAGCAGUGCUUGUAUGUUGUCUGGUUGUUUAUCAGGUCAUCUUGGAUGGAACCAUCAAGUUGAUGCUGCUGGCGCUAACAGCUUUUUUCAGUACAUUAUUUCUCAUGUGUUAUGGAAACCAUUUCGGUACCAUCAGUCUGAGGUGCUUCAAACUGUUUAUUCUGUCUAUUUGUGAAUCUAUUUUGAUCAUGAAUAAUAAUGUUGUGGUUCAAAUUAUGUGUGUGUCAAAAUUCUGACAUGUUUGUUGUCAAAGAGUCAAGAUUAUGAACUAAAUCCAUGACCUUUCUUUAUACUAGUUCUUAUAUCAUGGCUAGAUGUUUUUGCCAUUCUUAAUUCCUGAUGGUGUUGGACCAUAGGACUUGUUGUCAGUAUCAUUUAACAUGAAAACAUUGAGCAUUACAGCCAAAAAUACUUAAGAUGAAAUUGUGAGAAUUAUCUGCAGUGAACUAGCACAUCAUGUAUUAGAGCCACAACAUUUUUUCAUUUGAAGCCUUGGCAGUUACUUCUUUGAGUGGCAGGUUCGCUGAAUGGGAUUAUUACACAGUUGAUGUGUAAAUAUGCUGGCCAUAUAACAUCCACCAUGCUAGUGGUCUAUAAAUAUGUACAUUGUAUCAUCAUCUUCAUCAUAAUCAUCAUCAUCCCUACCUGUGUAUAUUUCUGCCUUUUAUAUGGAUUAUUUUUGCAUCAUGAUCUCAACUCCCUGUGUUAUAAAACACCAUUAUGAAUCUGGAGUGAUUCAGCCUGUAUAUAUGUAGCAUAUUUAUCAAUCAUAUGCUCUUCUGUAUCCAUACAUAAUGAGGCAGGUGUCAGAACAAACGAUUGUACAGACUAGGAAUGGGAAGGUAGGGAUAGCCUGUGUAUAGUCAUCAUGGUAAACCAUUCUACAUGACCAUCCUCACCCCCUGCACAACACCGUCAUCAUUGUAGGGAUGGUUACUCCAGACUUGACAACCAUGGGCCAGCCACACAAGCAUCUUUAGCUCUGCAACCGAAUUUAUGAUAAAAUAUUAUGUAGUUUAGGGGCUAUGCCAGUCAUGCUAUACAUCUCAACUGGACCAUAUUGACCCUAAUUUUUUUUCUCAAUUACCUUACUGGAUGCCGUAUAGUACAUUUUGAUGACUUUGAUCAUUGAAGCUCAUGAAUCUUUAAGGAAUAAUCAGGGAAAAUAGUUUGGGGUUUUGUUAUGUGAAGUUGUUUUAAAUUAUAUUUCACGCAAAAUAUAUAGAUGUAAGCUCUGUGUUUUGGCCUGUUGAAGUUAGAAUAGGUUAGAAAAGGCUGCUAUAGCAAGGCCUUUCUUUGGGAGGCAACUUUAAUAGGUAAAUUCAUUUUGAUGAGGUCAUUCUAAAAAAUUGUAUUGACAUUAUCAAGGUUUGUUUUGAUUCAUUUUUCAAUGACAAUUUUGAAUAGAAUCUUUGUCAAAGAAUAUGAACCAAUAUGAAUCUCUGUGAUCUAGACAAUGUUAACUCAAAAGGACACCAAUCUGACAGAAUUUGACAUUAGGGUUUUAUGUUCUGAGUAACAUUUUGAUGUUUAUUCUACCAGGUAAAGAGUCUGAAUGUAACCUGUACAGGACGUAUACACACUACCUGUUUUUGUGUUUCGGAGGAAUUAUUGAUUGUGAUGUUGUGCAAGGGAUGAGAAUGAGUUUCACAUUAGAAUGCAUAUUCAGUGUCGACAUUGUUACCCAUGUCAAGAAUUAACCUGUAAAUAUGAUUUGCUUGGUACAUAAUAUGUUGAUGUGGAUAUUGUUGGAAUGAACAUGAUAGUUAAUACUUAAAAGACUCGUAAAGAGCGUCAAACUUUUAUCUGGUGCUGGUGUGACCUUGUUGCUUGGUGUAAGUCAGUGGUAUUAUAUUUCAUCAUAAUUGUUAUCCAUUAAGCUUAUACACACUUUAUUUGUUUUGUGUAAGAAUAGAUUAUUUUACUGUACAGCUUCAGCUAAGGUUAGGUUCCGCUCUUCAUCUGUUGAUGCUGUAAUAGUUUUGGCUUUUCAGCUUACCAAGUUUGGGAAAUACUGUUUUCAUGGUUUGUGACCGUCGGCCAUUUUGAUGCAAAAACAGGCUGAAUUUUGUACAUUGGCAAAUACCAAAGGAAAUGUUUUCUUCAAAUAAUAUUAUUGAAAAUAUAUUUUAAGACAGAUGUCAGCACUUAUCAUUAGAUGCUUGUAGUAUUGCUUUGUUAUUUGUCAUGUGAAGUGACCGAUUGAUGUUCCUCCAUUGGAACAUGUCCUGAAAAGUUUAUAAUCAAAGAUUUAUAUUUAAUGAUGUGACAUUGUAUAAAGUUGAUGCAUCUUAUGAUAUUCAAAUUUUUAAAAAGAACUGCUAUUUACAAACUUUACCUCAAACAGAUUGAAAAAGUGAUACUUUCUGAUUUUGUUUGAAGCAAGUUGAAACAAGCUUCUCCUGCUAGCCCUCGAGAAGCCUAGCUUGUGGAGAGUAAGGCCUAUUUUGGGAAAUUAUUUCUUUACUAAUUUUCUAAAAUUACUAGACUUAGUGGUGAGUAUCUACUUCCCUCACUCAUCCUACUGAUAUUUUGUUUUGUUACUGAAGCUGGACAGCAAAUUCAGCUAAAUUUUUAAAAGUUAGUUUUAGUCCUUAUGUUUUGAAAUUUCUGGUUUAAGCAUCUGAAAACCAAGUUAUUGAAUGUUUGAUGUUAUUGAUGAUUAUACAGCCAAAAUGGAUACAGAUAGAAUGGCCUCUAGCAUUCGUAGGUAUGCCAACAGUCGUUUACUUAUUCUUCACAUCUUACUGAUCAAAUUCAGUUUGGAUACUAAGAGCCAUGUUCAGGAAGUAGACUCAAAAGAUUUUGUCACAAGCUGUUCAAAUUAUUGUAAGGACCCAAGAGAUAGAAUUUUGCAAUCUUUAUGUAUAUAAUUUCAUAUUUACAAUAAAAAGAUCUGAUAUGCAGCACUGGACUUCUGGCUGCACAACAGCACUGGCUGAUUAUACGAACACCUUUUGUUUCCAACCAAGGCACAAGUUGUAUAAUCUGAGUGCACUGAUCACUUGCAGCCACCCACUGUUGUAGUUAACGGGUAGAGAAUGAGCCUUGAUGGUGUUAAACACUUUAAACACUAUGCUUAGUAUUGCCAUUACUUCCUAAUAUCUGCACAUAUUUGUUCUGGAAUGACCAGGUGCUGGGAAUCAGUUUCCAUCCUCUGGAGUAGUUUCAGCUGACAGAGGAACGUAUGAGGUCUCUCAAUCAUGUUUAAUCUCUUACAUUAGGCUGCAUAAAAAAUAUUGUUCUUUCUCAUUGCUGUUUAAAAAAUAUUAUUUUCUCAUUAAAAUUCCCAAUGUAUAAAUGAAAACAAUGAAGUACAGGGCAUGUUUUUGUGACUUUUUACUUAUUGGUGGUCAAAAAGCCUUUCGGCAAAAAUUACAACUUCGCUGUGAAAAAUGACUGAGUUUUGCUUGCUAAAGAAUUAAUAGUGUUUAGGGUUUGGCUGACUUUUUGUCAUUGAUGAAAAGAAGAGAAUAUAUUUAUGCGGUCAUGUGUUAAAAUCAAGUUAUUUAUUACAUCAAAGAGACAGAUUGUAAACAUUUCAAUGUUGAGGCCUAGGAUUUUUCUUGGGAAAGAAAUGUGCAUGAAGAAAUAUCUUUUCACUGCUUUGGGAGAAAAUGAGUCAGUUACCAAAUGAAAGGAUUUCUGGUGAGCAGACAGAAUUGUGCUUAUUGUUUUAAAAAUGUCAUUGUCUCUCAGCAAGUUAUCCCAUAUGAAAAUAACAUGAUUGGUUAGUGAUGAUAUUGUGUUCUAACAUAAAAUGUUAUUUUUUUUGUGACAUUGUUCUGUUACUGAAUCUGAAAUAAUAUUGUUUGAUUCGCUGAUGCUGUCACAUAGCUAACAAACCUUGGCCUAGAUUUUCGAAAUGAUCAUAGCCCUACGAACCUCUUAUGUCCAUUCUUAACCCAUUGGCUUCGAUUAAAGUUAAGAAUUCUUAUGGAUACAAACUUUUUGAAAAUCUAGGCCCUUGAUUGUAUCUCUUGUAAGAGCAAAUAAGUUGUUUCGAAAAUUCAGUGCUGAACCCUGCUACGGAUUUGUGUUGAUGACCUUGUGAACACAACAUGAACAUAAUCUACUGGUGGACAUGUUGCUAAUGCAGUUAAUGUCGGACAAGAAAUAUUAAAAUGUUUGUUCUAUUUCUGUAUCCAAAGUGUCCCUCGCCAAAUGCAUGAGCUAGUUUUGCAUGGAUGUUGCCUGGCAUUUUGAUAGAACCUUGUGCUUGAUUUAUCUCAUUUACUAUUACUGAAGUUUUCCUUUACGUACAUGAGUCCAUUCCUUUUUCGAUAAAUUGUACUUUCCCACUAAAAAGGACAAUGUUAUUGUUGCAGAAAAAAUGUGGAAUAUUGUUAUGAAAGUUAUUGUAAAUGAACAAAAGACAGCAACCUUAUUUUUGGAUUUAAAUUAUCGGUCAGAACUGAAAUUUGUGAACAUUUAAGAUUUUGUAAUUUGUUAAGUGAUCACGGACAGUUUUCAUCAAGUGUCUGUAGUCUUUUGUUGCAUCUCUGACAUGAUGAAAAGCUGCUAUCGAGGACCGUGUCAUGUUUGAAACUAUUUAGCCUUACUUAAAUUUUGUGUUGUUAUACACACAUGCAUGUGUAGGAAAACACUAAGUUUUCCAUGAUCAGAUCAGUUGAGAUUCAUGUUAACACAUCUAGGAAGUUCGAUAAAGAUCUCCUAAUUUCUUAAAACAUACAGACCUGGGCCAGAUCUCUAAAAGAUCUAGAUGCCCCAGAAGGUUCUGUUUGGGUCCUGAAUGUUUCUUACUAUACAGAUCAGUUACUGGGUGGUGGGGAAGCCUAGUGGUUAAAGCGUUUGCUCGUAACACCAAAGACCCGAGUUCAAUUCCCCACAUGGGUACAAUGUGUGAAGCCCAUUUUUGGUGUCCACUGUCGUGAUAUUGCUGGAAUAUUGCUAAAAGCGAUGUAAAACUAAACUCACUCACUCACUAAUGAUUUACUCGCCCCAAAAAGUGAUAUCGUUGGCCCAGAACUUUCCCCAUUCUACCUCCAUUGUGUUUGAUCAAAACAAGUAAAACUGGGUUUUGUUACACUAAUAUGGACAGCUAUCAUGAAAGGAGUAUAACUACUAGUCUCAAUAUACUUUUAUAGGACAUAGGGUUCAUUGAGAGUUAAUAGAUUUGGUAAUUAUUACAAUGUGGUGAAUGUCUCAAACAAGAAUGUAGUGCUUAUAUAGAUGUAGUUAUGUUUUGUUUGCUUCAUAUCAUAGAGAUACCACGCCUAGUGCAAGCUUUGCAUAUCAUGGCACACAUGGUUGUCGGUAUUUGGUAUACUACUUCCCUAUAUAAUGUUGUUAUCAAAAUAUAUAUUUAUCAACGGAAAGGCUUGAAAGGUACUGUAGAUACUACAGCAUGCAGUUGAAAAUGUUUUUGCCUUAGCCGUCCUUGUUUGCAAUUUAUGUUCUGUUUUGUUGUAAAUUACUGUAAUGAUUAUAUAUCAUUGUGAUUGUAAGAAUGUAUAUUAGUUUGUAUUUAUUUAAAUGAGAGUGCUGAUUUCGUGACUUUCUGUUGUUGAAAGACUGUCUUGUCCAUCUCAGUCUAUAGUUGCAGAAUACUGAUAAUCUAGAGCAGAAUGAAGAAGUUAUUGCUAAUUUGACAGACUUUCUUAAAUCUGGUUUAUUUUCUUGACUGGUAUAUAUUUGGUUGUUUUCUUUGAUUACCUGGAAAAUACUCUUUGUUCAGUAAACAGGAUUAUAAAAUUAGUUUAUGAAAGGAUUUUUUAUUAAGAAUAAUGCUUUUACUCUGCUUUGCUUUCAUAAUUAGAUAGAAUAUAGUUCACUUACAAUUUUUGAUUGCACAUAAGUUAUAUUUCUGCUUGUAGCUUAGCAUGCUCCGGACACUUUCGAUAGGGAUUAGACUUUAUUGUGGAAAUGUUGAAUGAUAACUGCCAGGAAUGUGAGAGUGAAAACAUGCUGUAUUAAAAGGGGUAUUGCUUGCAGUGUCAAACAUGGUUUUUGCCAAAAAGAUAUUGUUCAAUGUUCUUAUACAUGUAAAGUUUUUAGUGUAGACAUUGCCAUGACGUUCUAAAACUGUGCAUAAAAAGUGUUAUUCUUUGCAAUAUUCAUGGACAGAUUUUCUUUCAGCAAAGGAACAUGUACCAAUGAUACAAAGAUGUAAGCAUAUUUCCUAAUUCUUGGCCAGGGCUGACAACCUAGCCAUUGAAAUUAACUACUGUAACGUAAAUAAUUUAGUCUUUCAAUUGCCCUUAGAAACUAAAGAAUGUUUGAUUUGUCAAAGUGUUGUACACUUGUGGGAUCUUUCCAAGAUGUUAGUUUCGGAGUCUGCAUGAGGAGCUAUUCUAGGUUUAUCCAUGGAAACAAUGUCAUGUCAGUGUGACCUUUACAUUGCUGUUUGCUUCUAAAGGAGACAGGGGCGGUGGGGUAGCCUUGUGGUUAAUGCGUUCCCUCAUCACACCGAAGGUCCGGGUUCAAUUACCCACAUGUGUGAAGCCUAUUUCUGGUGUCCCCCGCCAUGAUGUUGCUGGCAUAUUGCUGAAAGCGAUGUAAAACCAUACUCACUCUAAAGGAGACAGCUGGUUGAAGUCAGUGAUGUAUGAGUACCCCUUUUAGAUAUCCUCAUUUUGCUUUAGAUGACGUCAACAGUUUGAUAACAGCAUGUCCAAAUUUGUCCCACUUGUGAGAACUUUUUUCACAAUCAAAUGGAGAAUGUUGGCAGUGUUCUCUCUUAGCAUUUACUGUAAACAAAUAGUAUCUCUGAACUUGUUGUAUAUUUAAUAUGAAAGCUAAUGGCAUUAUGAUGAUGCAAUGUGAUAGUAGUAAGUCAUGUAGCUCCCACCCACUCUGUAACACAGUGCUGGUGAGGAGGAUUGUAGAUACACUGUCAUGCUCACUGAGAUGGCUGAAGACUGGACGACCAGGCAUGGUCAUGUAUACCAAUACUGUCAGGAUGGUCAGCAUAUUUCUCAUUCCAGGAUGGAAAUUAAAACAUUAUAUAUA